CUGCACUCUCUCAGUGAAACUCUCGGAGGACCGUUCCCCGGCAAGUCGCACCUCCCCCCAUCGUCGUCGCGCACCACGCGUGCACCAUGAGGAUUAUAUUGCUGGUAAUCCCGGCGUGUCUACUCGCUCUAACGGAAGCCGGGCGAGUUCCGCAGCUCCGGCCUCGCGUGGCGGCACCUCAGGUCUACUACGAAGAAGAGGACAACCAGGCAGCCGAGGACGACUUCGUGGGGGUCUACCAGCCGCGCACCCGCGCGCUUCCUUCGCCACGCUCGAAGGACACGCUGCAUGCGUCGAAGCCGCCGCCGGUGCAAACCAUUCGAAACUACAACAAGGUCAACGACGACGGGUCCUUCACGUUCGGCUACGAGGCGGCCGACGGUUCCUUCAAGGAGGAGACUCGCGGCACCGACUGCGUCGUACGUGGCAAAUAUGGCUACAUCGAUCCCGACGGCAACAAGAGAGAGUUCACUUACGUAUCCGGCAACCCCUGCGACCCCAACGCGCCCAAGGACGAAGAGGAGGAGCUGCCGGAGAAAGAAGAGGAAGAGCUCUCCGGCCCGGCGAAUUACCCGGCCGUCAGGCCGGUACCACGACCCAUCGCGGUGAGACCGACGUACCAGCAGCCAUCGACGACCCGAGCACCCACCACGAUAUUCCAGACGGAGUAUCAGCUGGACGACGACGCCAGCCAAGAGCUGGAAGAGGAGCUGAAGCCGCAGCUGCGACCCUCAGCGUUCAGGAGACCUACGACCUUGGUACAAGUCACACCCUCCACCGCGCUGUACGAGUCCUCGCCGUCCCCCAACCCGGCUCUCUAUAGGUUAGCCUCCACCCCGACGGCCCAAUAUCAGACCACCGGGGCGCCCGUCCUCCGUAGUCAGCCCACCGUCGCCUCGACCGUCUAUCAGCCGCUCGAGACGACCACACGUCGACCGGUGGCCCGGCACCCAAGACCCCAGUCGGUAGCGAUAACCCCGCGACCCCACGUAGCCCAGGUGGCGGCGCAGUACGUCUCCCCUAGUAGCACCGAGCGCCCCGGUCUUGUCUACACCCCCAGUCGCCACGCGGCCACGGUGUCUCCCCAGCUGCGCACCACGACCGCCGCUAGCACACCCCACCUCGACUUCGCCGCCGAGCUCGAGCGUUACGUGAACACUGUCGGCGUGUCCGUCGCCCCCAGGCCCCAGGCGCAAGCCUCGCCCCAAACCUCGAGAGUUAAGCUGACCGGUCAAACGUCCGUCGCCGCCGCCGCCGCAGCCGCAGACCCCAUCUACCAGUCGGAGCUCGUGUACGAUCCCGCGACCGGUCAGUACAAUACCCAGCUUUAUCAGACUCUGCCCCAGACCGUGGGUGACUUCAGCCUCAGUCACAAACUCCAACCGUUCGUAGCCCAGCCCCAGUCCCUACUCGGUCUGCAGCAGCUGCAGCAGCUCCAGCAGCAGCGUCAGGCCCCGGUGUACAAGCAGGCCCAGUCGGCACCCACCCCCACCGUAGCCCAGCCGCAGGAGGUGCUCUAUAGGAAGCAGCAGGCGCAGCUACUGCAGCAGUCCCAGCAGCUCUACGCGCAGCAGCAACGCCGCCAGCAGCAGCAGCAGCAGCAGCAGCAGCAGCAGCAGCAGCAGCAGCCUCACAGGCUCCAGCUGCUGGAGUCACAGAGGGAACCCCAGGCGUUCUAUUACGUCUCGUCGUUGAAGCCCUCGGCCGCCACCAGCACGUCCCUCUCAGUAGGUCAGAUCGAUCAGUUUCUCCGGGGAGGCGCUGCCAAUUACUGACACGCUCCCUGAAAAUGUCGCGGUGACUUCAAACCACUUCCCGGUCUCUCUCGAAUCGUCCCCUCGGUAUUUAUCACUCGGCACUUGUCCCGAGCGCCUCGCGAGCCGAGCCGCGGCGCGGCCGAUCCCGCGCUGAUGGAUCCUCUCACGACGGCCCGUGCGCGCACGUGUCGAGGAUACGUGCCUAUGCGCGCACGUGUGCGCGCGUAUAAAGGUAUAAAUAUAUAAUAAUAUAUAAACAUCUAUACACAUGUAUCGCGCGUGCGUGCGAUGGCAGGCUGAAGCUUGGAUAAUAUAUACGAAGUACAUUACCGCCGCCGAGUGAACGGCCCGCGCACGGCCGCUUCGACGUGCACGCGUUGCUGCGCACGUGGAAUGUCCGCCAUAUUCGAUAAACCUCGCGCAUUCUUCCUCGAGAAAGGCGCGAACGCGCGAUUGCGGUGAAAAGUGUCGCGCAACAGGGCCCUGCUGCUUGCGGCUUUCUCAGCUUAACGUCGAGAUCGUAGAGAGACACUUCGAUCUUUCUUAUCGCAACUAUUCGGGCUCGGCUUCACGUAACUUUCGUUCUCCAGAAGAGAGGGACCUACCGAAUUGUCUUGUUCCCAGCAGCCUUUCCGACAAUUCGACCCCGUUCGCUUUUCCCUUCAACGCGUCCGCUCGUCUUGGUCAAGGCGCAAUCGAUGAUAUUAGCCGUGCACGCGCAGUCGGAGAACCGUCCGCUCGUGUCGAAGGUUAAGGCGACCGACGCGCGCGCGCGCGCGCGUGUGUGUGUGUGUGUGUGUAUGUGUGUGUGUGUGUGUGUGUGAUAUCGAAAAGAGGAGGAACCGU
Messenger RNA from Harpegnathos saltator (Jerdon's jumping ant), 2603 nucleotides. Its product is annotated as mediator of RNA polymerase II transcription subunit 15. The transcript has 2 exons. Lineage: Eukaryota; Metazoa; Arthropoda; Insecta; Hymenoptera; Formicidae. Gene Ontology annotation, molecular function: structural constituent of chitin-based larval cuticle. Gene Ontology annotation, cellular component: chitin-based extracellular matrix. Bases 87 to 1775 code for a protein of 562 amino acids. The record is from RefSeq and is a predicted model, not a curated record.